Molecule: messenger RNA, 7642 nt
Organism: Gekko japonicus
Lineage: Eukaryota; Metazoa; Chordata; Lepidosauria; Squamata; Gekkonidae
Gene: INSR
Product: insulin receptor
Exons: 20
Coding region: 1-3564 (1187 amino acids)
Biological process (GO): positive regulation of MAPK cascade; multicellular organism development; positive regulation of kinase activity
Cellular component (GO): insulin receptor complex; membrane; axon
Molecular function (GO): insulin receptor substrate binding; insulin receptor activity; ATP binding
Source: RefSeq, a predicted model, not a curated record
AUGUGGAUUACAACUGGAGAGGCUGUCCACACGUGGAUGCUUCCAUGCGUGUCAGAUGACGAGAAGUUCCCAGGACUGGGGGAGGGAGUCCAGCCUCUGGGUGUGAGGGUGAGGCAAGGGCAGCAGGUACGAGUACUCCACCCCGCUUUUGUUUCCCCAGUGUGUCCCACCGCAUGCAAGUCACAGGGCUGCCACCAGGACGGCCGGUGUUGCCACUCAGAGUGCCUGGGCAACUGCCUGGAGCCCAACGAUCCGGGAAAGUGCGUCGCUUGCCGGAACUUCAACCUGGAGGGCAAGUGUGUCGAGACGUGCCCACCCGGCUACUACCGUUACAAAAGCUGGCGCUGUGUGACUUUUGACUUUUGCCAAGAGCUGCACAACAAGUGUAAGAUCGCCCGGCAGUCUGGGUGCCACGUCAUCCACAAUAACGAGUGCGUUCCCGACUGCCCCUCGGGAUACACCGUCAACUCCAGCAGCAUUAACUGCACUCCCUGUGCAGGGCCCUGCCCCAAAAUUUGUGACUUCACCAGUCCAAAGAUGAUUGACUCAGUGACUGCGGCGCAGGAGCUACGAGGCUGCACUAUUGUGAAUGGGAGCCUGGUCAUCGGUAUCCGUGGAGGAAGCAACAUUGGAGCAGAGCUGGAAUCCAACCUGGGCUUGAUAGAAGAAAUCACGGGCUACCUGAAGAUCAGUCGUUCCUAUGCCCUGGUCUCCCUCUCCUUUUUCCGCAAGCUCCGUCUGAUUAGAGGGCAGACUUUAGAAAUCGGGAACUAUUCCUUCUACGCGCUGGACAACCAGAACCUCCGCCGGCUCUGGGACUGGAGCAAGCACAACCUCACCAUUGCCCAGGGGAAGCUCUUCUUCCAUUACAACCCCAAGCUGUGCCUUUCGGAGAUCCACCAGAUGGAGGCCAUCUCUGGGGCCAAGGGGCGCCAGGAGAAGAACGACAUCGCCCACAAGACCAACGGCGACCAGGCUUCUUGUGAGAAUGAUGUGCUGAAAUUUUUCUUCAUCAAGACAGACAGUGACAAGAUUGUGCUCAAGUGGGAGCCCUACUGGCCACAAGACUACCGUGAUCUCCUUGGAUUCAUGCUCUUAUACAAGGAAGCCCCCUUUCGGAACGUGACAGAGUUUGACGGCCAGGAUGUCUGCGGCUCCAACAGCUGGAUGGUGGUGGAUAUCGAUCCUCCUCCACGGACAGUCCAGCCAGGGUGGCUGCUGCGGAACCUGAAGCCCUGGACCCAGUACGCCAUCUUCGUGAAGACGUUGGUCGCCUACUCUGAUGAGCGCAAGUCUUACGGGGCCAAAAGCGAGAUCAUCUACAUCCAGACCAAUGCCUCCAUGCCUUCCGUCCCACUGGAUCCGUACUCUGUUUCCAACUCCUCGUCCCAGAUCAUCCUGAAAUGGAAGCCUCCCGCCGAGCCCAAUGGGAACAUCACGCACUACAGGGUGUCUUGGGAACAGCAAGCGGAGGACAGUGAGCUCUACGAGCUGGACUACUGCUUGAAGGGCCUGAAGCUGCCCUCCCGGACAUGGUCUCCCCCGCCAGAGUCAGAAGAUGUCCCAAAGAACAACCACAGCAGGAGUGAGGAGGUCAGCAGCCAGUGUUGCAAUUGCCCCAAAACAGACUCUCAGAUCCAGAAGGAGGUGGAGGAGACUGCCUUCCGGAAGACCUUUGAGAACUACCUCCACAAUGAAGUGUUUGUUUCCCGGCCAACCAGGAGGCGGAGAGAUCUUGGCAGCAUUGCCAACAGCACUGUGGUGGCACCAACCAUCCUUCCCACGGCGAAUGCAUCCGUGGCCGCCCCCGAAGGCUCCCAGGAGGCACAGCCCUUUGAGACAGAGGUUUCGAAGGAGUUCUUGGUGAUCUCGAACCUGCGGCACUUCGCAGGCUACCGGAUUGAGAUCCAGGCCUGUAACCGCAGGGCCCCCAAGGAAUGCAGCGUGGCGGCUUACAUCAGCACCAGAACCAUGCCUGAAGCCAAAGCAGAUGACAUAGUUGGGCCUGUGAUCCACGAGCUGAUUGACAAGAGCACCAUCCACCUGCGGUGGCAGGAGCCCAAGGAGCCCAACGGCCUGAUUCUGCUGUACGAAGUGAACUACGGGCACCCUGGUGAUCCAGAGGAACAUCACUACUGCCUAUCUCGGAAAAACUUUUCCAAAGAUCAGGGAUGCAGGCUACGGUCGCUAAAACCCGGCAAUUACAGCGUGCGCGUCCGGGCCACCUCACUGGCUGGCAAUGGAUCGUGGACAGAGCCUACCUACUUCUACGUUCCAGAUUAUUUGAACCCUCCGACUAACCUUGUGGGAGUGAUCGUUCCCGUCAUUUUCACUUUCUUCUUCAUUGGUGUUAUCAUAGGAACCUACAUCUUCAUCAAAAAGAGGCAGAAAGAAGGACCAACAGGGCCGCUCUAUGCAUCCUCCAAUCCAGAGUACCUCAGUGCCAGUGACGUUUACGUCCCUGACGAGUGGGAAGUCCCCCGAGAGAAGAUCUCUCUCCUGCAGGAGCUGGGCCAGGGCUCCUUUGGCAUGGUGUACGAGGGGAACGCCAAGGACAUUGUCAAGGGUGAGGCGGAGACCCGGGUGGCAGUGAAGACGGUGAACGAGUCCGCCAGCCUGCGGGAGCGGAUCGAGUUCUUGAACGAGGCGUCAGUGAUGAAGGGCUUCAGAUGCCACCACGUGGUCUGCCUCCUGGGGGUGGUGUCCAAAGGGCAGCCCACCCUCGUCGUCAUGGAGCUCAUGGCCCACGGGGACCUGAAGAGCUAUUUGAGGUCCUUGCGCCUUGAUGCCGAGAACAACCCUGGCCGUCCACCACCUACGCUUCGGGAGAUGAUCCAGAUGGCUGCAGAGAUUGCUGACGGCAUGGCUUACCUGAAUGCCAAGAAGUUUGUCCACCGGGACCUGGCGGCCCGGAACUGCAUGGUGGCAGAAGACUUCACAGUCAAAAUUGGAGACUUUGGCAUGACCAGGGACAUCUACGAGACGGACUACUACCGCAAAGGGGGGAAGGGCCUCCUGCCAGUGCGGUGGAUGGCCCCGGAGUCCCUGAAGGAUGGUGUCUUUACGGCUUGUUCUGACGUGUGGUCCUUUGGGGUUGUCCUCUGGGAGAUAAGCAGUUUGGCGGAGCAGCCUUAUCAAGGCCUCUCCAAUGAGCAAGUCCUGAAGUUUGUCAUGGACGGCGGAUGCCUCGAGAGGCCGGAAAACUGUGCCGAACGGCUCCACAGCCUCAUGCAGAUGUGCUGGCAGUACAACCCCAAGAUGCGCCCCUCCUUCAUCGAGAUCAUCGAGAUGCUGAAGGACGACCUCCACCCGGCCUUCCAGGAGGUCUCCUUCUUCUACAGUGACGAGAACAAGCCCCCUGAGACAGAGGAGUUUGAGAUGGACUUUGAGAACAUGGAGAGCAUUCCUCUCGACCCAGCCUCCUACACACAGCGGGACGAGGUCUCGGGGCGAGACGGUGGGCCCUCCGUGGGGCUCAAAGGGAACUAUGAGGAACACAUCCCUUACACUCACAUGAACGGGGGCAAGAAGAACGGCCGCAUCCUCCGCUCAAGCCCUUCCUAAGACUGGCGGCAUCUCUUUUUCUCGCUCUCCCCCUGCCCCCGGGGUGGGGUGGGGGCCCUUUCUUUCCUUCACCAAACUCAGGACUUGCAGUGUUGCUGCCCCACCACCUACGAGACACACAGACUUGCUUUCUAGUCAAAUUUUGAGUCACCCAGAAAUUAUGAUUGUGGCGGGGGGGGGGGAGGUCUGCUUGUGUCCCUUUUUUUGUCAACUGGCUGUUGAUGGACGCCUCUGUGAAGCACAAACUGACCCUGCCCGUGGCUGCCAACCCGCUCCGGUUUUGAGGCUGGGACUGACUGUCAUGCAACGAGGAGGAUGCUGAAGAGAAGGAAGAGCCUCAGACGGCCUCCCACCCCGGCCGUGAGGAUUUCAGGUUCUUUUCAGAGUGUUCUCAGCCAGCUCCUCCCCCCCCCCCAGCCUUUCCUUCCGCCUGCCCCCUUUCUGAAGGGGUUCUCAUCACUGGCGUCAGAAAUGCGGAAGGAUCUGCAAGACGUGUCCGGUGGGCAUUUGCCCCCCUCCCCUGGAGCUGACCAACGGCUGCUGCUUUCCCUCUUGCCGGGUCGGGGUGCAGGCAGGCAGGCAGGCAGAUGUGUUUCGAGUGUGUGUGUGUAUGUGUGUGUGUGUGCGCAUAGGUGUGAGGCAGCAGUGGGUGUCGCUGGGUCUUUUGUCACAAGCGUUCCACCAGCUUCCUUCUCCCCCCCCCCCGCCUGAAUGAAUCUCUACCCUGCAUUCGGCGGCCAAAGGAGAGGCCGAAUGAUUUGGGAUGUUGCCGGCGCUUGUGUCCAGGACUCAGUGGGGCCCCAGGAGCCCAGGCGACCUCUCCCCUUCCGCGCCCUCCCCAGCCAGGCCCUUGGGCUCCACUUGCGCAGCACUCACUGUCGUCUGACCGCGACCCAUGGAAGCCUCCGCUGUGUCCCUCCUGUAACUUAUUGAUGCCUUUGACCUCUUGUUGGCUUUUCCCGAGGGGGGGGGAAGGGGCUUGGCCUCUCCACUGGUUUUGCCCCCCCAGCCCACGUGCCUCUUUGGCCUGCCGCCAGGGGCAAGAGAAGAUCCUGCUCAUGGGAGACAGCCGCUCCCCUCUUCUGUGCGGAGGAGAGUCUGAGGAGGGACGCAUGACCCCUGCAGCCCCGCCCCCUCCCCCUCGUGAAGCUCGGCCUGCUCCCAGGAGGCCCAUGCUGCCCAAGAGCCAGGCCCCUCAGACUUGUCUGGCUCAGAGCCCAAAGUGGGUCCUGUUGCGUCGGGGCACAGGUCCAUCUCGCUGAGCCACAUGGCCUGAAGGCACACCCAGCCAUGGUGGGGAGGGGGGCGGGCAGGGAAGUCAUUUAGCUCUUUAAGGUGAGUAACGUCCUUGGGCACAGCCGUCUAAACACCCGCCGUUUUUCUGAAGGGAGGCAGAGGGAAAUGGCAAGUUUUUACUCCGGGUUUUGGAAAGCCUGGCCUUGCUUUGCAGCAGUCGGUGGGGGGGGAGUGAAUCCAGAGCGUGUGACUCCCCUUUUCCUGCAUAGGUUGCGUGUCCAUAUUUCCCUUGCCGUUUCGUCCCUCUGAGGGCUCUCCUCUCCGAACGGCGCACUUUUACUCGCUUCUUCCUAGCAAUGUGUUUCUCCCCACAGCCUCAUUGGAACAUCCCCCCCCCCCAGCCACGUUUCAGUUGCUCUGCAACAUAAUAAGAGUGUUGUUCUGCAACAUAAUAGGGGGUCCGCCUCUCUGGGUGGGAAACGCCAUCACCAGAUUGCUUUUUUCCUGCCUAUCUUCUAAAUCAGCUCUUAAAAGCUUGUUUCCAUUUAAUGUGAAUCAUUGUGUUGAGAAAUGGGGGGGAGGGGUCCCCAGGACUUUUCAGGCUGCGUAAAAUGGCUUGAUUUAAGCAAAAGCCAGAACUCGGUGGGGUGUGGCUGUCUCUGUCUUGUCCUCACCUUUGGGAUCUCAGUGAGGAUACAUUGACGGUGAUUUUUGCAUUCCUUUAAGAAUCGUUAAGCUUCAACUAAAUUUGAAUUUGGGGAGGGGUGGGGGAGGAAUGGGUCUUGGCUGGGGGGAGGGAUCCGGAAGGAUCCGGUGUUCUAGAAUGUGGGGUCCCGAGACAGCUGGUCUCGGGGAGGAGGGGUUACACAAGAGUAGUCCAGCACUGCCCAAAUGAGCCCGUGUACCAUGGAAUGGAGCCGUCCAGCAUGAGGUGAGCCUUGGGGGGUGGGGGGGCAGGCAUUUCGUGGGAUCUUGUGCCAAACCUCUUUUUCUUCAGGAGAUUUUGAGAGUGUGGGGCUGGCGGAGAGGAUGCAUGGGCAGGCUUUUCUGGAAAGGCUCACAGAACUGCAGUGGGAGUUUCAGGCAGUCUGGGAAUUCAAUGGCUCUGUUCCGCUGGCCACGCUGCUCUUUCCCAAGGCAAGCGGUUCCAUGGGAGGGCUCGUUGCAGGGAAAGCCCCUUCUGGCAGAACAGAUGUGCAGGAUCCAACCCAGCCCUCCCCUUACUCCUUAGGUUCUCUUCCCUUUCCCCAACAGUGUAGCUUUCUCUGCUCACCUGUCCGAUAUAGCACCAAGAACAGGCCCCCCCCCCCGCAAGAGCACUCACCCUGCAGAAUGGGCCUGGGCCUUGGCUCACCCCAGCGCUCUGGUGACAGGGGCAGGGCUGCGGCUGACUUCUUCUUCCUGCUUCUGUAGUUUGGGCUGGUGGUGGGGUGGGGACAUCGCCGCUCCUGAGAAGGUGCAUGGCACCCCUUGUGGCAUGCCUGGCCGAGGAGUUGAGUGUGCUCCCUUUGAGGGAGGCCGCUGUCUAUGUGGCCCCAUCGGCCCAGCCUUCAAGGCUCCCUGGUGGAAGGCCACGCCAGAUUGCCUGUUGGAAUGUGACUCUGAAGCCAGACCCUUGGAACUCCCUAGCCUGGGUGUCGCCGCCCCUGCAGCAGCAAGAGUUCCUCCAGCCUUGGGUCCUCUUGCCUGUGAGCCAAGAACUGCUGCCUUCGUGCGGGGAAUCUGACAGGGGGGCUGUUUGGUGCACUCCGCAGCAGCGGCCACGCUGGCCUUUUCCAGGAGCCGGGGGAGGAGGAGGUGUUGCAAGUCAGUCUGGAGCCCGAGUUCAGUUCAGCUGUCCCUUUGCGAUGGGCUUUUCCUGCCUGCUGACUGUGUGCAAACACGUCUUGGGUGAUCAUGUGUGAACUGCCACUGCAACGCUGCGUUUGUGCUGUUUCGCCUGCUCAGUCGUCCCGGAAACUGGCAACAGAGGAGCAGUCAUCCUUCACAGAGUUCUGGGGGUUUUGGCUCCAGCCUUUCAAAACUCUUGUCGCCAGUGCUGGCUUUGGAAUGCUUCAUCUGGACCCUGCAGCAUGAAGGGAGGCCAGCCGCUCCCAAGGGGCCCUGCUUCUGCCUGUGGCCUGGGACCGCUUGGCUGAGCGGGUGGGACUUUGCGCACCUGAUCCGAAGGCCGCUCCCCAAGAGCUGCAUUCUUUCCCCCCCUUCCCCCCCCCCCAAUAAAAAGCCUGAAGCAGUUCUUAGAAGCAAGGCUGUUUUUUCCUCUGCCCCACCAAUGUGAAUCGUGCCACUGAUGCACAGUUACUUGUGCUGAGUUUCAUUUUCAUAGGCCAAUCAGUUGUCUUAAAGCCAUCAGGCAGGCCCUUUUCUGGGAAGAUCUGUACUCUAGAAAAUGUGCCAAUCUGAAAAGUCGGGCUCGCUUCCCCUGUCGGAAAGCGGUGCUUUGUUCAGAGAGCAGGUGAAUAGUAGCCAAGGAGGACCCGCCAGCCGCAGCUGCCUUCUGGGGCCCCACUCACCUCGGGGGGGCCCUUGCUCCUCUGUGUCCACCUCAGGGCUCUGUGCGAGGGCAGACGGUCCCAGAACACAGAGUGUGCUUCUUCUUCUUCAUCAUCUUUGGCAAAGAUCCCUCUCCCUUAAUUUAAAAGGAUCAAAAUGUGCCAUGGGGGGGAGGGAAGACUAAAACAGAAAAUCCCCACUUGAUUUAUUUUUUCAGUGCUUUUCAUAUACAAGCCAAGCAGUGAUGUGUACAGAGAGUAUCUUUGGAUAUAAAGCAAAACCCUUUUUUUGCUGUGUGUAAAAUAUUGAAUGAUUAAACUGUUUAUAUUUUAAGAAAUCUGAAUAAAUU